AAACUUCCGGUUCAUUAUAAAGUUUAGUUUACACAAACUAAACAGUGGGCCUACAGUUUACACCGACAACGGCGACAACGCACCGAGGAAAACGGAGCUUUAGAUUAGAAGCUGUAGUUCUAGAUCUAGAAUGCCAGUCCUGUGAGAGUGAUCUGGAGAACCAAACUAGGCAAGGUUUUUACUUCAAAAGGCAAUGAUGUCAGAAAUCAAAUUUAGCCAAGACCUUGGUGCUGAUUCAGGAAACGCACCUAAUGAUGGAAAAGAGACGAAAAUACAGAUAACAGAUGUUAUCUCUAUGAACGAUAUCCCUAAAGUUGAACCAAACGCUGAGUUCCAAUCUUUUCUGGAGCUUCGCAAUGCUAUUGAAAAGUAUCAAAAGGAGAACUCUGUGCAGCUCAUUGUGAAGGACUCAAAGCUACUGGAAGCAGAAAGUACACGCAAGGUUAUUCCCAAGGUAUAUCAUUUGGUGAACCAGAAACUCAUGUACCACUCCAUCACAUACUGUUGCAAGUGUCACGGAGAGCUUAAGCAGAAACCAGGUACUCGAGUGAGGAAUGUUGGGGCCAAGAGAUUGAACUGCCCGAUGUAUAUCCGCUUCAAGCUGACCCCUGACCUCCAGAGACUAGUGAUCUUUGACAUGGAUGAGACACACAACCAUGGCAUUGACCCAAACACGUGCCAGAUGCCCCCUCGCCAACAAGUUUAUAGACUCUCUCGAAUGAGGAAGGGUCAGCUGACGGGAGUGGGCAAAGACAACAUCGGGUCAUUGAUAGCCUCUGCCAUUAGAGACGUGACAUCAGUCCCUGAUACAGAGUACCAACCAGCAGCAAAACAGGCACGAAUCAAGGAGGAAGCGGCUGGUACCGCACAGAAUGAUGGCCACACAGAAACAAACCCCAGCAGUUUCGACCGACUCGCUGACCCUCACGCAGAGGCUCUAGCCGACGACCCAGAGUCGCCACUCGACUCGGAGUCUAGCUGUUCAGACAGUGAUGACGAAGAGUUGCAAUCACAGCGCCAGCUGCUGCCUUUCCCGAUACGCCUUAUUGGCUCAGCUAUUCAGAGCUCUCCUGAGCUGAUCGAAGCGAGUAAACAGCUGAUCGAGUUGCAAAAAUCUAAGCUGAUGCUGGAGAAACAGAAGCUGCAGUUGCAGACAAGGAAUCUGGAACUUGAAAAUUCAAAAUUGGAACUGGAAGUGAAAAUGAUGGAGAAAAACCUUGCGUCUGAAAUAGCAGCAACGUCGGGGGGCAGACAAGACACAACGAUAUAUCUUCAGGCAUCGUGAUAGUUUCUAUAAAUGUUUUGACUUCUGUACAUAUGACGUUCUUUCUACUGGAACUCCUGUCUGCGAGUAUGUGGAUAAAUUUAGAACUUGUGACUUGUUCAUACAAUUUGAUUUAGUUUUACAUGGGAGUCUGUGACUCUUGUCAAAUAAUUAAAGAAUUUGAAUUAUCACU
This is a messenger RNA of Aplysia californica (California sea hare), 1457 nucleotides long. RefSeq lists its product as uncharacterized. The record is from RefSeq and is a predicted model, not a curated record. Lineage: Eukaryota; Metazoa; Mollusca; Gastropoda; Aplysiida; Aplysiidae. The transcript has 5 exons. Bases 194 to 1285 code for a protein of 363 amino acids.